AUGCUUAUAGGUGCUAUCCGAAUAUGGGGACUGAAUACUCGCCUUCGACUUAGUAUUUUGCUUUUAUUUAUAUUUGGAUUAUUAACAUAUCAUCUUGUAAGCAUUUCUAAUACUGAGUAUUCAGAUGCUUUUGAUUACCAAAAUAUUUGGGAAUAUUCAAAUCAAUGGUUUGGAGAUAUAUUAUUCGGUGCAUCGCAAAAUCUAGGCUCACAAGUGCUCUUGAAUAACGUUACUCGACUUCCUAAAAUACAAUACAAAUUUUCCGAAAGCGAAACACCCGAUGAAAGAUUAUUAAGAGAAUUCCGUCGUGACUCCAUAAAGAAUGGAUUUCUUCACGCCUGGAAAGGAUAUACUAGGUAUGCGUGGGGUUAUGAUGAAUUGUUACCGGUAUCAAAUAAAGGCAGGAAUAAUUUUAACGGUUGGGGAGCGACAAUUGUUGACGCAUUGGACACAAUGUGGAUCAUGGGUUUAAAAGAAGAGUUUAGUCGAUCCAGAGAUUUUGUUCAGUCGGUGAACUUUACACAAACUAAUAAUACCAUAAGCGUGUUUGAGACUACAAUUCGUUAUCUGGGAGGAUUAUUAAGUGCAUAUGAAUUAUCAAAAGAUGAUAUAUUUUUAGAGAAAGCACUGGAAUUGGGAAAUGCAUUAUUGCCUUCUUUUGAUAGUCCUACCGGAUUACCAUAUAACGAUUGGAAACUUACAAGGGGCGAGGCUGUUAGUCAUCAUACAGCAUUACUGGCCCAAGUCGGAACCUUACAAUUGGAAUUUAUGAAAUUGUCACAACUAACGGAUGAUAGCAAAUUUUUCUUCAAGGUCCAAAACAUAAUAGAUGUUCUUGAUAACGCAACAAAAGAGGUUUCUGGAUUAUAUCCCAUAAUAAUUGGUCAUGACACUGGCCAAUUCAUAAAUGAUUACAUAUCGUUUGGGGCUAAUGGUGACAGUUUUUAUGAGUAUUUACUUAAAGAAUAUAUAUUUGUUGGAGGUGCAAUUGAUCAGUACCGGAGGAUGUACGUCGAAUCCAUCGAUAGUAUGCACAAAUACCUUAUUAAAGAUGGUAUCAUUAAAGAUCGUCCAGACUUGCUGUUCCUUGGUGAUUUCUCUUUGGACAAUUUUAUAGGUGUAAUGGAUCACUUGGCAUGCUUUGUGCCUGGAAUGCUUGCCAUGGGAUCGAAAGUUUUAGAUCGACCUAAUGACCUUGAAACCGCUAUAAGAUUAGCAGAAACAUGUUACUGGUCUUAUAAUAUGACAUAUACUGGGAUUGGUCCAGAAAAGAUCUGGUAUACUACAUCUAAUGUAUCAUCAAUUAGUAGAUGGUCCCAAAUUCAAAGUGGUAAACUCCCAACAGAAUUGGUUAAAAUAGAUGCCAACUAUUUAUUAAGGCCAGAAACUGUCGAAAGCUUAUUCAUUUUAUAUAGAAUAACAGGUGAUAAAAAAUAUCAAGAUAAGGCGUGGGAAAUAUGGCAGGCUAUUGAAAAAUGGUGUAAAACACCUGUGGCCUAUUCAGGUCUAUAUAAUGUGAACAAUGAUGAAGUAACGUUGAAUAACAAUAUGGAAAGUCCACCACACGUAAUAUCUUUAGAUACUUACGUGUUUAAUACUGAAGCACACCCUUUACUUAGAAUGAGAAGGUCUUAA
This is a messenger RNA of Cetraspora pellucida, 1635 nucleotides long. Lineage: Eukaryota; Fungi; Glomeromycota; Glomeromycetes; Diversisporales; Gigasporaceae. The record is from the annotation of a GenBank genome assembly.